Messenger RNA from Sycon ciliatum, 1665 nucleotides. Its product is annotated as akirin-2-like. The record is from RefSeq and is a predicted model, not a curated record. Gene Ontology annotation, biological process: positive regulation of transcription by RNA polymerase II; positive regulation of innate immune response. Bases 195 to 776 code for a protein of 193 amino acids. The transcript has 4 exons. Gene Ontology annotation, cellular component: nucleus; chromatin. Gene Ontology annotation, molecular function: transcription coregulator activity. NCBI's taxonomy places the organism in Eukaryota, Metazoa, Porifera, Calcarea, Leucosolenida, Sycettidae.
AAGAUAGAAGGGCAGCAAAAAAGCAGUUUGCUGUUUCGAGCUACAGACUGCUGAGUCCCUCUUCUCACACUCCGCAGUUUUACGUUUACUAGACGCUCUUGGUAUCAAAGCUCAUCAGUUAGCUCGGCAGUCAGUGGCCGUCAGCUUUGGCUCCAGACCCUCUCCUUACCAGUCUUCGGCCUGGCUUUGUAGCUAUGGCUUGCGUUGCUCUCAAACGGUCACACUUUGAUUUGCAGAACACCCCAACACAAGAUGGGUGUGGGGAGCCUUCGACAAAGAGAAGGUGUUCGUUCGCUGCAAUGUCAUCAUGCCAGUCUUCUUCUCCCAUUCUGCCGUAUAGUGUCGCAAGCUGUUCCCCGAUAUUCCAGAAAACUCCAGUGUCUAGAACACGCAUCUUGGAGGACGUAAAUGGAGAAAUUAGAAUGAUUCGGCGGAGGCGACGCCAUUUUGCUGGUAUGUCCGAACAGGCUGCGUUGGCAAGUCCCACGAGCCGAAAGGAUAGAAGGCAAGAACAAAGUGAGAAAUCACCUGAGGAUAUGCAAUCAACGAAACAAGUCGACGCUGUUGCUGCUAAGCCCGAAAAGCCCGUAUUCACCGCUAAACAAGUGGCAGACUUUUGUCAAAGGAAGCUGAAAGAACGAGAAGAAGAGCUCAAAGUUCUUUUCGAUGAAAUUUUGACUGCUCGACUUACAGAUCAAUAUGACAGUUUCGUGCGAUUCACCCAGGACAAUUUACGGCAGCACUUUGCUGACAAAGAGUGUUCAUAUGUGUCCUAGCACAUUGGCGCCGCGCUCUGCUUUCGCCCUGUGCAACCUUGAGACCACCCGCUUGCCACCCAUCAUAUCAUCAUCAUCAUCAUCAUUGUUGUCAUCGUCGUCGAGUUCUUCAUCUUCACCUGUUCCACUCUGGUUGGUUGUAUUGUGUGUUGCGAUGUGCUAUCGGAUUUCAGGACCACCGUUGUGUACUUGUACUGUACCCUAUUCCGUUUUACUCCUCUUUUUUCAUGUGUUCUCGGCAUGUCCGUGUGCUCAACUCGUGCCUGCAUGACUUUUAACUGCUGCCCAUCAAUUUUCUCUGUGCUAUCACCACAUCAGCAUGACUCACUGGCCACAGAAAAUACUGUGUCGUUCGGAACGCUUGCGCAAGGCUCGGUCUGCCUAGUUAGCUUGUAAUCACUAACCACACACACUAACUAGUUAGGUUGAGGGAAUUUGCAGGUGGCUGCGUUUAGCGUUUUAUCUGAUGUUUGGAACUUUGUCCACGGGGGGUUUAGUCUUAAAAUGAACCCAUGGCACGCUCUUAUUUACAUGUCUGCACGCAAUCAACCGCCGCUCUUACGUUGAUGAUGUAUUGACCCGGCUACCCUGUCGCAUGCCUUGUGCUUAAGUAGGACUUGCUAGCUGGACAGCAUUGCACAAUGGAUUUGUCUUCGUGGUGGUAAUCUUUCUUGCCAUUUCCCCAUGUGUCUUUUUGUUUGUGAAGAAUGCCGUGAUGCCGUGGCCCCUGGUUGUGGCCCUGCAGCAGCUUCUUAGAUUUGCGUUGCCUCAUCCCCUGCUCAGCAGACUGUUUGUACACACAUGUAGUAUGCACACAACUGGUGUCAUUUCCAAACGAUAAAGGAGUUGUGUAGAACAGUGAAAAAGUAGUCCUCCAUUUCCCAGUGUA